AUGGGAGGAAUUGACGAGAGCGCUCUGGAUCGCCUGAGCUUGGUGACGGAGAUGACGAAGCACGUGCGUGUGCGCGCGGCUGCAGCUAACAGCACCAGCGAGGGCCUUGGAGAGCACUCGCCAGCCUUUCUAUGGCUGCUGCGCGAUUUCUACUUGCAGCUUGAGGAGGAGGGGGGCCGCAAGAUCACUCCGCGGGAGUAUUUGGAGACGGCGCUGCGGCCGGUUCCCGGCACAGGCCCUGCCGUGUCGGCCAAGAACGCCAUCCGGGCGUCCAUCGCGCAGCUCUUUCCGGCGCGGGAUUGCUUCACGUUGGUGCGGCCUAUGCACGACGAGGCAGCCCUGUCGCAGAUGGAUUCGCUGCCACGUGACAAGCUGAGGCCUGAAUUCCGGCAGGUGAGUGUGGCGCCAUGGUGA
This is a messenger RNA of Volvox carteri f. nagariensis, 414 nucleotides long. RefSeq lists its product as uncharacterized. Gene Ontology annotation, molecular function: GTPase activity; GTP binding. The transcript is spliced from 3 exons. The coding region runs from base 1 to 414 and encodes 137 amino acids. The record is from RefSeq and is a predicted model, not a curated record. NCBI's taxonomy places the organism in Eukaryota, Viridiplantae, Chlorophyta, Chlorophyceae, Chlamydomonadales, Volvocaceae.